Messenger RNA from Sporisorium graminicola, 1857 nucleotides. RefSeq lists its product as uncharacterized. NCBI's taxonomy places the organism in Eukaryota, Fungi, Basidiomycota, Ustilaginomycetes, Ustilaginales, Ustilaginaceae. The transcript has a single exon. The coding region runs from base 1 to 1857 and encodes 618 amino acids. The record is from RefSeq and is a predicted model, not a curated record.
AUGAGCUCCCAGACCGGCGCAGGCACAGGCGCAUCGUCGCCGCCUCAGCCCCAUGGUCGGCCAAAGAAGAACUCGAUCGGCAGCUGGUUUUCAAAGAAGUUUGGCAAAAGACCAAACGAGGCAGCACUAGACUCGAACGGCACGUCAUCCAACGGUCGACCCGGCACCGGUGCUGGCGGGACCGUCCCGACGAGAAGGGGCGCGGCAAGGGAGGACGAUCGACUCAAGACAGCGACGCUGCCCAACAUCAAUGGCGCGGGAGCUCAGCGCGCAUCCGUGCCAGGCCAGCAGGCGCAGUUCAAUCCAGCUUUCACUCCCAAUCAGGCGCACGGCCUCGCGAACACGCUUACCGUACCAAGCAAUGGCGGCCAAGCCCAAGGCAGGUUGACGCCUCCACCGCGACUCGAAGGUAUUCCGACUCAAGAGCCGCUCGGAGCUAUCGACCUGCCUAGGUCGCCUCGCCCCGAUGCUGGCGCUGCUCUCGCUCACCAGAGCUCUGGAGCGCUCUCACCUAGCACUGUCACGUACGACAAGCCCCUCGAGCCUGUUCUCCCGAAUGCCAACGAUACUUUGACCCAUCCCAACACGGACCUGGAUCACCAUUCAGAGCAGGCUUCCGGCCCCGGUGCCGCUGCUGCCAUCCGCACGGCUAUCAUCUCCGAUGCUCCUACCACCGCCGCGAGCGCCAACGACCACGACACGGACAACGACAGCAGCCUCACCGGCCGCGACUCGAUCGGCAACCGCACCAUGGACACAUCCAAGAGUCGUGCCAGCACCAAACCCACCACGCUCAUGAGUCUCGAUACACGCGAACCCACAGUGCUACCAACCACCCACAUUGCUCAACCACGUCAGAGCGGUGGUGACGACUCGUUUGGUAACUCUGCCCGUCUCAGUACGGGUCCUCGCGAGGGCUCUGCAAUCCACUUUGCUGCCCACGACAGCGUGUCCCGCAGUGGCAGUGGGCAGAUGGGCAACGGCAGUGCGGCAGGUGAGGGAGGCAGCACGUUUAUCAAUGUCCCCACCUACUCGCGGCCGCAUCCGAACAACAACCCACACCCGUCGGCCAUUCCUGCUGACAAUGCGAGCAUCUUGACGCUCGCUUCGUCGACGGCUGGCAUGAGUCUGGGUGGCGCCAGUCGGAGUCACCACCAUGUGCCGAGCUUGGGUGGAGCUCGCAGCAUCGGUGGCAGUCUCAUGGGCGAUCGCCGAAACAGCAGUGACACCUCUGCAUCGCUCAAGGCGCUGCCGCCGCUCAGCAGGCGUGGGAGCGACUCGUCGUCUCGCACUCGCGAUUCGUUCCUCGCCAGCUCAACGGGUCAGACGUCGCAUCAAGCCAUGUAUGCCCCCACUGGCGUGUAUGCUGCACCUGGAGCCCCUUCGGACCGUGUCAGCCUGCACCGCACACCGUCGCAAAAGACGGUGGCUACGCAGCUGUCCGUGCCGCUCUCGACAUCGGCGUCCAAUGCCGCACUCAACGCGUAUGCCCGGAGCGAACACACGGCGAAUGGCAGUCAGCUGCAUCUGGCUGGUUCGCAGUCGACGAAUGUGACCGCUGAGCCUGACAUGGGCGGAGAGGCUUUGUCAGUUGCUUCCGAGGCGGGGCAUUCGGUGGAGACGGACAAGUCGCUCGAGGCAGCGACGGGCGGUGGGGAGGGGUUGCUGGAUUCGCAGCUGACCACGCAGGCGGCUCCGGCGGAUGGACUGCUCGAGACGCAGGCGAGCAAUUUGGCCGCUACGGAGCAUGACGAGGCGUUGUUGCAUGCCGAACAGCAGCGGAAGCGAGAGCAGGUGGAUGUGGGCGUGAAGAGCGAGGAGCCGUUUGAUGUGCCCGGUGGACCGCCUGUGGCUUGA